Hordeum vulgare subsp. vulgare (domesticated barley) is the source of this 1086-nucleotide messenger RNA. Its product is annotated as B1-hordein-like. The coding region runs from base 1 to 627 and encodes 208 amino acids. The transcript is spliced from 2 exons. The record is from RefSeq and is a predicted model, not a curated record. Lineage: Eukaryota; Viridiplantae; Streptophyta; Magnoliopsida; Poales; Poaceae. Gene Ontology annotation, molecular function: nutrient reservoir activity.
AUGUCCCCGCUCGGUCGCCGGCCCCUCACCUGCCUGUCAAGUGGGUCCUACCUCAGUUACAAUGUGCAUCAACAACCAUGUACACAACAAAAAACACCACUCCCACAAGGACAACUGCACCAAACGCUUCUGCAAGGAGAAAUACCAUAUGUUCAUCCAUCUAUUUUGCAGCAGCUAAACCCAUGCAAGGUAUUCCUCCAACAUCAGUGCAACCCUGUGCCAAUGCCACAACGUAUUCUUAGGUCGCAAAUGUUGCAGCAGAGCAGUUGCCAUGUGUUGCAACAACAAUGUUGCCAACAACUGCCGCAAAUCACCGAACAAUUCCGCCAUGAGGCAAUCCGUGCAAUCGUCUACUCUAUCGUCUUGCAAGAACAAACCCAACAGCCGGUCCAAGGUGUCUCCCAACCCCAACAACAGUUGCAGGAGCAGCAGCAGGUGGGACAAUGUUGUUUCCAACAACCUCAACCACAACAGUUGCCACAGAGUGUUUUCUUGCAGCCACACCAGAUAGCUCAGCUUGAGGCGACGACUUCCAUUCCGUUGCGUACCCUACCAAUGAUGUGCAAUGUUAAUGUGCCGUUGUUCGGCAUCAUGCCAUUCGGCGUUGGCACCAGAGUUGGUGUCUAAUGAUAAGAAAAGAUCUCGAGAAAUAUAUAGUUGGAUCACCGUUGUUUAAUCGAUGUAGCGGUGACAAAUAAAGUAUCACACAACCUUAUGUGGUUACAUAUGUCUCAAUCUGAACAAGAUAGAAAUCAAAGUUCAUGACGACUACCUGAAAAGUUUGUGAACAAGUUGAUGCUGUAUUAAUUCCUCCCAGGCCUGCCAAACUGAAUGACUACCUGAAAAGACAGACAGACCAUGUAUCUACAUCGACUCCUCUGCUCGAAAUGGUGUUCUCUUGCUUCAGAAUCUCUCGUCAAGUCCGUGAGAUCCAUCCACGGAUGUCGUUCACAUUGUUCGCCAUGGCCUCUGACGAUAAAUAGCCUCUUGAGGACCCUCUCGCACCUGCAAGGAAUCAUCAUCGUUUUGCAAGAAAUAUAUGUAGCGUGCUCGCAGACUCUGAAAAGAACACAUUUCCAUUGCUAA